Hyposmocoma kahamanoa is the source of this 1192-nucleotide messenger RNA. RefSeq names its product zinc finger protein 235-like. Lineage: Eukaryota; Metazoa; Arthropoda; Insecta; Lepidoptera; Cosmopterigidae. Gene Ontology annotation, biological process: regulation of transcription by RNA polymerase II. The transcript is spliced from 8 exons. Bases 41 to 1087 code for a protein of 348 amino acids. Gene Ontology annotation, molecular function: zinc ion binding; chromatin insulator sequence binding. Gene Ontology annotation, cellular component: chromosome; nucleus. The record is from RefSeq and is a predicted model, not a curated record.
CUAUUUCUUACUUAUAUAACGUAAAGUAACUUACACUAAAAUGAUUCCGCAUUACUUACUUUGGAAGAAAUUACAAAGCAAACACUUCAUUGUUCCUGUAAAAGCAGAGUGGGACUCUUUUAGAGGAGCGCAGAGAGAGUCUGAGUAUGUAGACCGUAUGAUCUGCAGAGUCUGCAUGAGCCCAGCUGAUAUACCGAUAACAGAGAAAAUUGAUGACUUAAGCAUUUUAGGUGCUAUACGAGCUGUUGCCAACAUAUGGAUAAAUGAAACUGAUGGCUACCCAAAAUACAUAUGCAUGAUUUGUUUAGAAGAGUUGAAGACAGCACUGAUGUUCAAAAGGAAAUGUGAAAAUUCAGAUAGAAAAUUUCGGAAAUCAUUACCAGAGGAAACUAUAUUUGCAAGCAGUACACCUUCAAUUAUCUACCACGAUUUUGCACAAAUUAUACAAGAUAUGCGAGACAGAAUUAACCGAAGGGUAGCUAAGAGAGUGGUUAAAGAAAAGCCUAAACCAGCUGUUAAGAAAAAAUAUAUAAUACAAGAGCCCAGUAGGGUUUAUAAAUGUAAAAGGUGUGAUGUAGUGUUUGACACUAAGGAGCAGCUAAAGGAUCAUCGCCGUAAUCGUGCAUGCUACGGCGCGCCAUGUCCACUUUGUGGCAAAGUGGUAUCAAAUAUAGCAAGGCACAAGAAUGUAGUGCACUUACGUGCUGAAAAGUACACUUGUCACAUUUGCGGGAAGAUCUCGUUUACUGCUGGCAGUGCGAGAACACAUUUAUCAGUGCACUCGGACAAAUGCGACUACGCAUGCCCCAUAUGUCCGUACCGAGGCAAGCAGCAGGCAUAUCUGACGUUGCACAUGCGAGUGCAUACUGGUGAAAGGCCAUACCUUUGUUCCAUGUGUCCCGCCAAGUUUGUCAACACGAGUAAUUUAAGAAAACACCAACUAAUACAUUUUAAUAAGAAAUACCAGUGUUCAAGAUGCAACAAGCAGUUUAGAAUGGAGAAGUCUCUAGAGGAACAUUACAACGCAGCACAUUUACAUAUGCGAUAUAGGUGCUCGAUAUGCGGCAGAUAUCUAUGGACUAGGUAAGAUUUUAAAGAGUACUCUAUGUAAACUAGUCAUAAUAAUAAUUGCAAGUUAUUAUUAAUUCAUACCCUGCCCUAAAGAAUUGUAGUCGUCCUCAUAAGUUGGGCC